Messenger RNA from Sphaeroforma arctica JP610, 586 nucleotides. RefSeq lists its product as hypothetical. The annotation marks the transcript as partial. Lineage: Eukaryota; Ichthyosporea; Ichthyophonida. The transcript has 2 exons. The record is from RefSeq and is a predicted model, not a curated record.
UUCCAAAAUAAAGAAGAACAACAAACUGCGCGCGAUAAAUUCUACAUCCGAAAUCAGAAACGAAGUCAAGAUUUUUGGACAUAAAUUUGGAGCGGGGUUCGUGGGGUCUCCAAUUGAAACCAGGGUCGCAAAAGAUGCGAGUGCUGCUCCGUCUCCUAUCAUAAGUCGCAAAUCAUCCGCAGUCGAAGUACCUUCCAAAAUGAACCAAGCUUUGGCACCUGGUCCCAGUACAAAGGGGGCCGAUGCUUCACAGUCUUCAAGUUUGGUAACCAUUACGGGGAUAAAUUCGUCUGCGGUCGAUGAGCAGAAAAAGGUGACUCAGUUUUGGAAUCAGGGCAGUCCUGCACCUAGCCCGAGCAGAAAGGGACCAGCUGAUGCGCAAUCUCCACGUGCGGUUCGCAAACUUUCGGCAAUCGAUGCGCCGUCUAUGGCGGCCCAAUUCCGGAAUCAGGACAGUCCCGCACCUGUCUCGGAUGGUUCCUCAGUCAGUAUGUACCAAGAAUAUGAGUGCAGGAGUAUUAUAUUUCCAGAUAUUGGAUCGAUGGUCUUUCAACUAGCAGCCACACGGACUCUAGACCCAUUGUAG